Molecule: messenger RNA, 1264 nt
Organism: Camelina sativa (false flax)
Lineage: Eukaryota; Viridiplantae; Streptophyta; Magnoliopsida; Brassicales; Brassicaceae
Product: pentatricopeptide repeat-containing protein At4g18975, chloroplastic
Molecular function (GO): protein binding
Source: RefSeq, a predicted model, not a curated record
CCAAAAUUGCCUCGGUUUACUAAAAUCAUCCCUAAAUCGAUUCUCUUCUCUCUUCAACUUAGCUCAAUCGAUCAUCAACAUCACUUGUAAUCUCUCUCACUCAUCGAUUCCCUGAAUGCGUUUUUGUUAUUGCUUCAUCGUAUCAGCUUCAGUUAGUUAUUCUCUGGCUCAAGUAAAGUUCUUCAGAGCCCAGAUUGUGUUGCUGUAAGUGACAGUAAUGUUUCUCUGUAACUUCAAUCCAACUCAAGGAAUAUUUCCAUUGCAAGGGUUAUCAAAAUCUCAGGAACUUGGAUGCUUUUCAUUGCUUGGAUUUUCAAGUUGUGGAACUUACUCCACGUUGGAGGCGAAAAGGUUUGGUUUUUGUAUCAGGGCAAAGUUCUUAGAGAAGCAAGCUGGGAAAUUGGACAUAGGUUAUGGAGCUACUGUGGAGAGGAAAGAAGUGAAGAAGGUGGGGAAAAAUGAGCAUCAUUUGUGGAAGAAGAAUGACUCUGCUGGAUCUGGACAGAAAGCACUAAAUCUUGUCCGAAUGCUCUCCGGACUCCCAAACGAAAAAGAGGCUGUUUAUGGAGCUUUGAACAAAUGGGUAGCUUGGGAGGUUGAAUUUCCCAUUAUUGCUGCAGCUAAGGCUUUGCAAAUCUUAAGGAAGAGAAGCCAAUGGCAUCGUGUGAUUCAAGUGGCUAAGUGGAUGUUAAGCAAAGGGCAAGGUGCUACAAUGGGAACAUAUGAUACCCUCUUAUUGGCAUUUGAUAUGGACGAAAGAGCUGAUGAGGCAGAAUCGUUAUGGAACAUGAUUCUGCAUACGCAUACACGUUCCAUCCCAAGACGCUUGUUUGCUAGGAUGAUUGCUUUGUAUUCUCACCAUGAUCUUCACAAUAAGGUUAUCGAGGUAUUUGCAGAUAUGGAGGAGCUGAAGGUGAGGCCAGACGAAGAUACAGCGAGAAGAGUGGCACGAGCCUUCAGGGAACUCGGCCAAGAAGAAAAUCGAAAACUGAUUCUUAGGAGGUACCUCUCUGAAUUCAAAUACAUCUACUUCAAUGGUGAAAGGGUUAGAGUCAAAAGAUAUUCAUCUGAAGAAGGUUGAUUUCAUUCUCAUGCACACACAUGUAUAGAAAGUUACCCCCAAGUUUUUACUCUUGAUUGUAAUAUUUAGACUGUGAAUUCAUUAAGAUGAUGGUAAAAAGAAUCUCCAUUAAAUAAUCUUUAUCUUAUUUUCUUGGUAGAACAAACCGACAUUCAUGCUUUAUAGUGUUCAUAAUUCCUUGCA